Ochotona princeps (American pika) is the source of this 4703-nucleotide messenger RNA. RefSeq names its product leucine rich repeats and immunoglobulin like domains 2 (gene LRIG2). NCBI's taxonomy places the organism in Eukaryota, Metazoa, Chordata, Mammalia, Lagomorpha, Ochotonidae. Bases 199 to 3375 code for a protein of 1058 amino acids. The transcript has 18 exons. Gene Ontology annotation, molecular function: protein binding. The record is from RefSeq and is a predicted model, not a curated record.
GGGGCAUACCAGGGUGUCCGUGGGGCCUCUGUCGGAAGUCACCCGGGCUGCCGCCCCCGCUGUCGCGCGGUCUCUUCCCCUCAGCUGCCUCGAGCGGGUGCAGGCGACCGGCGGGGCUGCGGGUGGCCGCGCGGACGCCAGCCUCGCAGCCGAGCCGCUCUUCUGGGCCACGGCCAGGUGCGGAGGGGGGACUGGAAGAUGGCGCCGGCUCCCCUAGGCGUCCUGGGGUGUCGGUCCGCACCCCUGUGGUGGCUCCUCUUCCUCGUGCAGGCCGUUCUCCUGCCCGCCGCUGCAGCCGGUCUCUGCCCCGGGCUCUGCUUUUGCCGCAUGCCUCUGCUGGACUGUAGCCGCAGGAAACUGCCCGCGUCGAGCUGGAGGGCGCUGUCGGGCCCGCUGCCCCCCGACACGGCCAGCUUGGAUUUGAGUCAUAAUCGACUCUCUAACUGGAACAUCACCUUGGAAUCACAAACAUUACAGGAAGUGAAAAUGAACUACAAUGAGUUAACAGAAAUACCAUCUUUUGGAGAACCAACAUCCAAUAUUACUCUACUUUCACUAGUCCAUAAUAUGAUUCCAGAAAUCAAUGCAGAGGCAUUCCAGCUUUACUCUGCUCUUGAAAGUUUAGACCUCAGCUCAAACAUAAUAUCCGAAAUCAAGACAUCCUCGUUUCCUCGAAUGCAGCUUAAGUACCUGAAUUUGAGUAAUAACAGGAUAACCACCUUGGAAGCUGGUUGCUUUGAUAACUUGUCAAGUUCCUUAUUAGUGGUAAAGUUAAACCGGAACCGAAUUAGCAUGAUCCCACCAAAGAUCUUCAAGCUGCCCCACCUCCAGUUUUUGGAACUUAAAAGAAACAGGAUUAAAAUUGUAGAAGGUCUUACAUUCCAAGGGCUUGAUUCUUUAAGAUCUUUGAAAAUGCAGCGGAAUGGAAUUAGUAAACUUAAGGAUGGAGCAUUCUUUGGCCUCAAUAACAUGGAAGAACUAGAACUGGAACACAAUAAUCUUACUCGGGUGAACAAGGGAUGGUUGUAUGGCUUGCGAAUGUUACAGCAGCUCUAUGUGAGCCAGAAUGCCAUUGAAAGAAUCAGCCCUGAUGCAUGGGAGUUCUGCCAAAGGCUGUCUGAACUUGAUUUGUCUUAUAACCAGCUGACCCGCCUGGAUGAAUCGGCCUUUGUGGGUCUGAGUUUACUGGAGAGAUUAAAUUUGGGGGACAACAGAGUCACUCACAUUGCUGAUGGUGUAUUUAGAUUUCUUUCCAAUCUUCAGACUCUAGAUUUAAGAAACAAUGAAAUUUCAUGGGCCAUAGAAGAUGCUAGCGAAGCCUUUGCUGGACUUACAAGCCUCACUAAGCUAAUAUUACAAGGAAACCAGAUUAAAUCAAUUACAAAGAAAGCAUUUGUUGGUCUCGAAUCUCUUGAGCAUCUGGAUUUGAACAACAAUGCUAUAAUGUCUAUUCAAGAAAAUGCUUUUUCUCAAACUCACUUGAAAGAAUUGAUUCUGAACACAAGCAGCUUGCUCUGUGACUGCCACUUAAAGUGGUUCCUUAAAUGGCUGGUUGAUAACAACUUUCAUCAUUCCGUGAACGUGAGCUGUGCGCAUCCUGAGUGGCUCGCUGGGCAAAGCAUCCUGGAUGUGGAUGUGAAAGAUUUUGUCUGUGAUGAUUUUCUGAAGCCGCAGAUACGGACACAUCCUGAAACGAGGGUUGCUCUGAGGGGAAUGAACGUGACUCUGACGUGCAGUGCCGUGAGCAGCAGUGACUCCCCUAUGUCCACCGUGUGGCGCAAAGACAGCGAGAUCCUGUACGACGUGGAUAUUGAGAACUUUGUGCGUUAUUGGCAGCAAGCUGGAGAAGCUCUGGAGUAUACUAGUAUCUUACAUCUGAUCAAUGUGAAUUUCACAGAUGAAGGGAAAUAUCAGUGUAUCGUUACAAAUCACUUUGGUUCCAAUUAUUCUCAGAAAGCCAAACUGACUGUGAAUGAGAUGCCAUCCUUUCUGAAAACGCCAAUGGACUUGACCAUCCGCACUGGUGCCAUGGCCAGAUUGGAAUGUGCUGCAGAGGGGCACCCCGCACCUCAGAUUUCUUGGCAGAAGGACGGUGGUACUGACUUUCCUGCAGCUCGAGAGAGGCGCAUGCAUGUCAUGCCUGAGGACGAUGUCUUCUUCAUCGCCAACGUGAAAAUAGAAGAUAUGGGCGUCUACAGCUGCAUGGCGCAGAACGAGGCAGGAGGCCUCUCAGCCAACGCCUCGCUCACAGUUUUAGAGACACCCUCCUUUGUUAGACCCCUGGAGGACAAGACAAUAACCCGAGGCGAAACAGCUGUGCUGCAGUGCAUAGCUGGAGGCAGUCCUGCCCCUCGCCUGAACUGGACCAAAGAUGAUGGCCCACUGCUGGUGACAGAACGACACUUCUUUGCUGCUGCCAACCAGCUGCUCAUCAUUGUAGACGCUGGGCUGGAAGAUGCUGGAAAGUACACCUGCAUUAUGUCCAACACCCUUGGAACAGAACGCGGCCACAUUUACCUAAAUGUCAUUUCAUCCCCCAAUUGCGACUCUUCUCAGGGUGGCCUUGGGCAUGAAGAUGAUGCCUGGACCACAGUUGGCAUUGUCAUCAUCGUUGUGGUCUGCUGUGUUGUGGGCACUUCCUUGAUCUGGGUCAUUGUCAUUUACCACAUGAGAAGGAAAAGCGAAGACUAUAGCAUCACCAACACAGAGGAGCUCAAUUUACCUGCAGACAUUCCCAGUUACUUGUCAUCCCAGGGAACGUUGUCGGAGCCGCAGGAAGGCUACAGCAACUCGGAGGCAGGCAGUCAUCAGCAGCUCAUGCCUCCUGGCAACGGCUACAUCCACAAAGGCACUGAGGGUGGCGCUGGUCCCCGGGUGAUGUGUUCAGAUUGCUGUGAGAAUGCCAACAUGUACUCCAGGAGCCGGGACUACUGUCCGUACACCUAUGUCGCUGAGGAGGAUGUUCUAGAUCAGACACUGUCCAGCCUUGUGGGUCAGAUGCCCAAAGAGCCUUACUUGACACAUCCUCCCCAAGACGCUACAGUCCUGGACGGCCUGGUAGCGUCAGCAGACAGAGAGCUGUCAGCCUUUCCCACCAACCAUGAGAGGACAAGUGAGAAGAAACUACCCUCCACGAAGGCAAACAGUGAAGCACUGCAGCACCCUCUGUGGAACAUGAACAGAGAGCUGGGCCUGCCCCAUCCUCCCUGUUCCCAGCAACCAGUCUUCGAGACACCACGGCUCCAUCAGAAGGAAGGCCUGGCCGAGAGGGAUCCAGACUGUUCGUCCUCCUCCGUGACCUGCCACAGGUUACACGACCACACUCUUGAUUUCAGUAGGACUCGGGACAUUCAAAAUUGUCCUGAGGGCACAUGAAACUCACUGCGGGAUCAAACACAGGCCUAGACUGAAAGUAAUUGAUUUUGUAUUUACUACCUCAGCGUUCAGAAGCAACCCCAAAGUCAGCCUUUAUUUUACUCUUUGUUUAUGAUUGCACCUGCCCACGCUGGGGUGGGCCAGGCAUUUGUCUGGUCCUCUGCCUGUUGAAGCAAGGGUAGCAGCUGACGGACAUGCGAGCACGGGGUCAGAAAUACGCAGCACUGGCAGAGGAAGACGCGGGGCGAAAGUGCCUCCUGCCCGCUGCCCCGGGAUGUGCCCAGCAAGCCCCGCCUGCCAGGAGGCCUCCCUGCUGCUGAGCGUCCUAGAUGGUCCCACCACCAGAGUGAGCCUGAGGAAGCAUCACGAUUCCGAUGGUCUGCUUUUCCUUCCAAGGAACAGGAACAGCAUGGGGACCCUCCAAACGUGUCUGAGAUUCUUGGGGGAUUUGAAGCAGCUCGUGGAGAUGAGGGCUUUGAUAUUCAAAGUCUUUACAAAGUGUCUCAGGCUUGAUCAGCUGGUACCAGCUCAAAAGGUUUUCUAUUGUGAGUUUAUUUUUGUCCCUAAUGCCCAGGGAUUUCAUUGUAAAUAUAUGUAUAUUGAUAAAUAAUUUUCUAUUCAUUGAUCAUACAUGUUGGCUGCAAUGUAAAUAUUUUUAUAUGCCAAAAUUAUAAAUAAUAUUCAGUUAUAAUAUUGACAGUGGCCUCUCAGAUCAUGGUUGUAUUUUGGGUUUAGUGAGACCUAAAAGCUGUUUUAAACAAGAUCUCACAAUGUAUUUGUUCAGAAACAUGUUUAAGAGGCGGGGUACCUAAUGACUAUACACACACACAGUCUGAGUGUAAUUACCCACUCUCUCCCUGCCUAGAGAUGCGUGUGUGUAAUCGUUUGCCAUCUGUUUACAAGUGCCAGGUGUUCCUCCCCUGCUGGUGUGAGCAGCUUACUCCAGCGGAGCCGGGUGCUGCCGUUUUAGCUGCGCACACAUGGAGCGGGGGUCUGGAGCCAGCGUGUUCCUGCAGCAUAGGACUUCGUUGACAGGAAACCAAAGACUGCUUCUUUCCUGUUCGCUUUCAUCUCUGUCUGGCCAGUGCACACAGUAUACCUUCAGAGCCGAAGUAGACUCUUGGGAGAACAGGUGGGCAUUCCUGUACUGUAAAGCUAUGGCAUGGUCCUUGGUCUGUACAAUGAUUAUGUAAACCAAAGGUUUUCUUGGAUUUCUCAUAUCAAAGAGCUCUUGUAAGCAAAGAGCACUCUCCUGCAAUGGAACAGAAUUCUUUCGUUUUGCUUUCAGCUUUCCUUACCCAGGCUGUCCCAUUCUCUCCUAUGAAUCC